This is a messenger RNA of Mollisia scopiformis, 399 nucleotides long. RefSeq names its product HET-domain-containing protein. The record is from RefSeq and is a predicted model, not a curated record. Lineage: Eukaryota; Fungi; Ascomycota; Leotiomycetes; Helotiales; Mollisiaceae. The annotation marks the transcript as partial. The transcript has a single exon.
AUGGAGACAUUCUCGCACUUUACCUACAACCCGCUAGACACACUGCAGAGCGAGAUCCGUCUUAUUUCUCUGCAGCCUUCUCAGCAUGAUAACGACAUCGAAUGUCAGCUAUUGUCCGCUAAUCUGGACGAACAGCCAGUAUUCGAAGCUCUAUCUUAUGAAUGGGGUCCACCAACGCCAUUAAGUCAUUGCAGUUGGAUCAAGCUCGACGGCCAUAACUCUCCCGUGCGAGAGAACCUCCGGGCUGCUCUCUCUUGUUUACGUUUCAAGGAUAAAGCAAGGAUUAUCUGGAUAGAUGCUUUGUGUAUCAAUCAAAAGGAUGUCAAAGAGCGAAAUCAUCAAGUUGCACAGAUGGGGAAGAUCUACUCACAAGCUUCGAGGGUGAUCGCUUGGCUAGGU